GCUUCGUCCCCAGGCGUCAUACGUGUCUUGGAUCGUCAUGACUUGGACUUGCUGAAACAUUCAUGGCUCGAAACAUGGACAAGGUGAGCUAAGCUUUUUGUAAGUGUACCUAACCCCCCAAAUGUCCUCUCUGGUAUUGCGUUCAAUCCGACCACACACUUCAAGGUCAUCUCUCCCUGCAGUCCGCCGUUUGUUUUCGCAGUCCAGCCCCAUCUAGUCCAACAUGGCAGCAAAGAACGUCAAGAAGGCCCUGGCCGAAUACGCGUCUUCACCCAACGGUCAAGGUCCUCAAGAUAAAGACCCCUACGACAACGUCAACGACCCGUAUUCCGACGAGCAUGGCAAACGGCCUGAACCAUGGCGCAACGGCGAAGGCGCACAUCCUAUCGGCCCACGAAAUAUUGCUCGAGAAAUGCAGUCUCCAGACAUGAUUCGACCUCCUUCCACUGACCACGGAACCUUGCCAAACAUGAAGUGGAGCUUUGCAGACUCGCACACCCGAAUCGAGGAAGGCGGCUGGGCUCGUCAGACGACUGUACGCGAGCUACCCACCAGCAUUGAACUGGCCGGAGUCAACAUGCGUCUCGACGAGGGUGCCAUCCGAGAACUGCAUUGGCACAAGGAAGGAGAAUGGGCGUACAUUCUCGAGGGCAAGGUCCGGGUCACAGCGCUCGAUAGAGAAGGCGGCAAUUAUCUCGGCGAGGUUGAGAAAGGUGACCUCUGGUACUUCCCAGCCGGACACCCUCAUUCAUUGCAGGGACUCGGUAAAGGUGGUUCCGAGUUCUUGUUGAUCUUUGACGACGGCAAUUUCAGCGAAGACUCAACAUUUCUCCUGUCCGAUUGGCUAGCACACACGCCCAAGUCAGUAUUGGCCAAGAACUUCCGCGUCGCCCCCGAGAUCUUCGAACACAUCCCAGCCAAGGAGCGGUACAUCUUUCAAGGAUCAAUGCCGGGCAGCAUGGAGGACGAAGAGCCCAAGAAGCCUGCCGUGAAGAAGUCUGAACUUGAGUUCACGCACAAGAUGCUCGCUCAGAAACCUGAACAACUACCCGGCGGCGGCACCGUGCGUAUCGCCGACACAUCGAAUUUCCCCAUCAGCAGCACCGUUGCCGCUGCACACGUCACAAUUCCUCCGGGUGGUCUUCGAGAAAUGCAUUGGCAUCCCAACGCCGAUGAAUGGUCGUAUUUCAUUCGAGGUCGGGCACGAGUGACGGUCUUCGCAUCUUCCAACUCUGCGCGGACGUUCAACUAUAUGGCUGGUGACGUAGGUAUUGUGCCCAAGUCAAUGGGUCAUUUUGUCGAGAACUUGAGUGAUACGGAGGAGGUGGAAAUGCUGGAGAUGUUCAGAGCUCCUAGAUUCGAAGACUUCAGUCUGGAACAAUGGCUGGCAGCCACGCCGGGCAGAAAUGUAGCUGAGCAUAUUCUGAAAUCCGACGAGAGGGCUGGCAAGGCUUUUGUGGAUGCUUUGGAGGCGGAGAAGAAGCCGGUCAAGCCCAGGCUGUAAAAGGUGAACUUCAGAA
Messenger RNA from Exophiala viscosa, 1520 nucleotides. RefSeq names its product oxalate decarboxylase. The record is from RefSeq and is a predicted model, not a curated record. The transcript has 2 exons. NCBI's taxonomy places the organism in Eukaryota, Fungi, Ascomycota, Eurotiomycetes, Chaetothyriales, Herpotrichiellaceae. The coding region runs from base 224 to 1504 and encodes 426 amino acids. Gene Ontology annotation, biological process: oxalate metabolic process. Gene Ontology annotation, cellular component: outer membrane-bounded periplasmic space.